AUGUCUCACCGAAUAAGGAUUUCGCAAAACCCGCCGCUCGACACGCUCGAUGCACGGCUGAGUCUGGUUUCGGCAGAUUCUGUGGCGACGAACGAACGGCUCCUGGACAAGCUGGGUCUUCCAGACGAAGACUACGAGAGUCUCGAAGUAGAGCACGAGGCCAGAAACUAUGAGCCUGCCAGCCAGUUCCAAUCGCUAAAGCCGUUCUGGUAUGAGCAAAAGCAAAAAGACGUCAACACUACGCUCGACUCGGACUCGCACAGUUUUGACCUUGGCGACGACGCUCUCGAAGACCGUCCAGUUCUUAAACAGCCACAACACAGACGAAUAGCUUCGAGGGAGGAAUAUUACGUGAGCAGCCAUUAUGUGCAACAAACGCCCAUUGAUGCCACGCCUACAAGCCAGCGCACAUUCCACUUCCGCACGGAGUCCAACACAUACGACUCUGCGCGAUUCCGCCCCCUAUCACCUCCUCCUUCUGCCGACGUAGCGCCAGAGGCAAUGGCAGAGCCAUUGAGAUCGCCAAAUUUUAUCAAGUCGCACGGGUCCACAGGCUCGGCGUCGUCGCUCUCGUCGCUAAUAAAGUCACCAUUGAAGGCUCUUCGUGGGAAACAGUCUUCGACACCUGACUUGCAAGACCAGGGGCUUUCCCAGCAUUUCCAUUCUCUGGAAAAUGCGCAAGAAAUGCUAUCCUAUGGGCUCGGCCUGCGCAAUGGAGACGAAAAAUCUCUCGCCCAAAGCUUCAUCUGGAUAUGCAAGGCUGGAGCAGUAGACAUGAAUCACAAAUACUCCUUCCACAUCGAUCCACGGAAGCUUGUUUUGUGCCCACCAGUGCAUCCGCAGAGCACUAUAUACUAUGAGGUUGGCCGGGCCCUCGUACAGGGGUGGGGCUGCACUAAAGAUCUGGGCCAGGGACUCGAGUUCUUAGAGCUGGCUGCUUCGUUUGGUAGCAUCGACGCAAUGGAGCUCGCAGCGAAUAUCUCAAAAAAACAGCGCUCCAAAGCAUGGAGGAAACUCGCAGAAGACGCCCGGCGUCUUGACCAUGGCUUGUGA
Messenger RNA from Ogataea haglerorum, 1053 nucleotides. RefSeq lists its product as uncharacterized. Gene Ontology annotation, molecular function: protein binding. The transcript has a single exon. The record is from RefSeq and is a predicted model, not a curated record. The coding region runs from base 1 to 1053 and encodes 350 amino acids. Lineage: Eukaryota; Fungi; Ascomycota; Pichiomycetes; Pichiales; Pichiaceae.